Messenger RNA from Labeo rohita (rohu), 1185 nucleotides. RefSeq names its product gastrula zinc finger protein XlCGF8.2DB-like. The coding region runs from base 105 to 1079 and encodes 324 amino acids. Gene Ontology annotation, cellular component: nucleus. NCBI's taxonomy places the organism in Eukaryota, Metazoa, Chordata, Actinopteri, Cypriniformes, Cyprinidae. The transcript is spliced from 2 exons. The record is from RefSeq and is a predicted model, not a curated record.
GUAAAUACCUGUAAUAUUCUCGUCCUCACAGUCGUGACAAAGUUUUGAAGCAAGCAGAAAUAUCUGGAUGAGAAUCAGCUGAACUGAGAUCUGCUGCUGUGAAGAUGUUGUUUGUUAAAGAGGAGAAUGAGGAGGACACGAGUGAACCACAACCCUGGAGAAUAAAACAGGAGGAACCAGAAACCUGGGGAAUAAAUGACGAGGAACAAGGAGGCCUGAUGAAGAUAAAAGAAGAAAGACCAGAUCUGAAUGAGGUAGAGGAGAAACAUCAGUGUCAGAAAGAUAAAGAUGUCAAUGGAAAAAAAUCAGUGAGUUGCAGCAUUCAAAAAACAGACGUCAAAAGGCCUUUCAGCUGCUCUCAGUGUGGAAAGUCUUUCACACGUAAAGGAGACCUUAAGAAGCACAUGUUAAUUCAUGCUGGAAUAAAGCCUUUCAGCUGCUCUCAGUGUGGACAGAGUUUUAAACAGAAAGGAAACCUUAUGAAACACAUGAGAGUUCAUAGUGGGGAAAAGUCUUUCAGCUGUUGUCAGUGUGGAAACACUUUCACGUGUAACAAAAACCUUCAGGAUCACAUGUUAAUUCAUGCUGGAAUAAGGCCUUUCAGCUGCUCUCAGUGUGGAAAGAGAUUUACACAGAAAGGACACCUUACCAAUCAUUUGCUAACUCACACUUCAGAAAAGCCGUUCAUCUGCUCUCAGUGUGGAAAGUCUUUCACACGUAAAGCAAACAUUGAGAAUCACAUUUUAAUUCAUAAUGGAGUAAAGCCUUUCACCUGCUCUGAGUGUGGAAAGAGUUUCACUCAGAAAGGACACCUUGAAAAACAUAUGGUAACUCACAGUUCAGAAAAGCCUUUCAUCUGCUCUCAGUGUGGAAAGAGUUUCUCACGUAAAGGAGACCUUAAGAUUCACAUGGUAAUUCAUGAUGAAAUAAAGCCUUUUACCUGCUCUCAGUGUGGAAAGAGUUUUAAACAUAAAUCAAACCUUAAGAGGCACAUGAUAAUUCAUACUGGAAAAAGCCUUUCACCUGUUCUCAGUGUGGAAAGAGUUUUACACAUAAAUCAACCCUUAAGAGGCACAUGAUAAUUCAUACUGGAAAAAAGCCUUUCGCUUGUUCUCAGUGUGACAAGACUUUUACAGAUAAAUCAAACCUUAGGACUCACAUGUUAAUUCAUACUGGGAAAAAGUC